This is a messenger RNA of Helicoverpa zea (corn earworm), 1339 nucleotides long. RefSeq lists its product as uncharacterized. The transcript has 3 exons. Lineage: Eukaryota; Metazoa; Arthropoda; Insecta; Lepidoptera; Noctuidae. Bases 588 to 1280 code for a protein of 230 amino acids. The record is from RefSeq and is a predicted model, not a curated record.
UCUACUAGGAUAGUUUUUUUUUUUUGUGUUGUAAAUAUCUAUAUAAGACCCAAUUUAAUUAAAUCAAUACCAUUUGUCCAGCCGGUAUGUCCCACAUCUCUCGGUGAUACCGUAAGUACAGCUGAUUUUACCACUGUAGGAAUCGAGAGCCACAUUUAUGAAACUGUAAUGGAUGAUGCUUCUAUCAACGCUACACCCACGGUAGAUCCAAAUAUCGGCACUGCUCUCCCAAACGAAAGUUUUGAUUUUGGAUCCGACGACUCUGUGGCAGACCCAAGUUAUGUUCCUCUUUCGGAUAUCACCAACGUGCAGCCCUUAAGGGGGUGAUAGACGGGCGAGCAAGUACGCGUACUUAUGGCUCGACGACCUUUUUCGCUCGUGUGUCAUCCUAAGUACACGUACUUUAAAACCGUCGAGUAAGUUCGUCGGCGAUCCAACCGGUUUGAAAUUUUGCUCGUAGCUCGUCUUGGCUCGUACGUGUGGCAGCACUGCGAGCCGCGAGCCGCCAUUUUGUUUCGCCAGUCCGUGGAUACGCACGCUUGUUUGAAUUGCAAUUUUUGUUAAUUUUGAUUCAUAAAUUUCUCAAAAUGUGUGAUUUUCGAACUUAUUCGCAUGAACUGCUAACGGAAUUUAUAGAAGCUUUCCGAAAUAACUCUUGUCUUUGGAAAAUUAGAAGCAACGAGUACAAAGACAAAUAUUUGAAGCUUCAAGGUUAUCUUAAUUUAUUAGAAAUUAUACGGAAGGUAGAAAGAGAUGCUACGAUUGAGAACGUCAAGAAAAAAAUUAAUUCAUUAAGGGCUGGGUUCCGUAAAGAACAUAAAAAAGUGCAAGAUAGUAAGAAGACAGGUUCAGGAACUGACCCUGACCUGAUUAUGAGUACCAUUGGCGACGUGCCAUCACCUGCAACAUCUGUUGCUUCAUCUGCACGUCGUAAGCGACACGGCAAUACCGCCAUUGAAGACACAAUAUCACGACAUGAAUAUGAUGCUAUAGGGAAAAAUGUAGCAAUGAAACUCCGCAACAUGACUGCUAUUCAACAAGGCAUAGCUGAAAAGCUCAUCAAUGAAGUUAUUUUUUUGGGACGGUUUGAAAAAUUAACAUUCAAUACAAGUAUACAUAAUCCAGUUCCAGUACAGGUACCCCAAAGACCAUUGAUACACAUGCCAGCUGUUCCACUCCAGCUGCAAGAAACACAAGCAUUAAAGUUGACACAAGACUCGCAAACUAUUAGUAUCCCGGACACCCUGGUUGAAUAUUUAAACUUUAAUAAUAAUAAUUAAAAAUAAAUAAAAUACGUUACAUUUGUAUGUGUUCAAGAGUAAAUUUAUUUGUUAAGCAU